This is a messenger RNA of Necator americanus (New World hookworm), 1785 nucleotides long. RefSeq lists its product as uncharacterized. Gene Ontology annotation, biological process: nervous system process; chloride transmembrane transport; signal transduction. The transcript has 17 exons. Gene Ontology annotation, molecular function: transmembrane signaling receptor activity; excitatory extracellular ligand-gated monoatomic ion channel activity; chloride channel activity. Bases 1 to 1785 code for a protein of 594 amino acids. The record is from RefSeq and is a predicted model, not a curated record. Gene Ontology annotation, cellular component: neuron projection; plasma membrane; synapse. Lineage: Eukaryota; Metazoa; Nematoda; Chromadorea; Rhabditida; Ancylostomatidae.
AUGCCUGCGCCCUUGAUUCUCCUGUGCUGCCUUUUCCGCCUUCAAACAACUCAGGCUCAGGACAUAAAGGCGAAUUUGGUUGCUGAUCAUUCACGCAAGACGUUUCGACCUGACCAGUCUGAUGACACACUCUCAGCACUGCUAACCGAUAUCCAGUCGAAACCGAUUGACAGAGGUGAAGUGACUGAGCCGCUGCAGAAAUUCACAAACGACUUCCUUUCAUCGGCAAGAGAAAGUCUUGAACACGGAGAAGAGGACAAUAUCUUCAAAACUCUUUGGUAUGAUCCUAGCUACAAAAUACAUGAUCUCUGCGAGGAAUCGAAUUCGGGAAAGCAAACAAGUGAGCUAAUAUGGACAGAACCUGGAGAUCGCUUGCUGAAGGUAAUUGGGAACGGUGUGGUUAAAGACGGAUACAACAUGUUUCUAGCGCCAGGUCAAGCACAAGGACGUCGGACCGACGUACACGUUGCUGUCUACAUCGAAUCAAUGUCCUCCUUCAAAGCACAAACUAUGGACUUUGAAGUAGACAUGUACUUGGCAAUGGGAUGGUUCGACAGACGACUGGCUCAUAACUGCACGCAUCCUAUUCUGGUCACAAGUAAAGUGAUUGCCGACAGAAUGUGGCACCCUGACUUGUAUUUCGUAAAUUCCAAGUUUGCGUAUCUACAAGAAGUCACUACCCCUAAUUUAAUGGUUAUCGUAUAUCCGGAUGGUCUCAUAUUCAAAUCAAUGCGGCUGGACGUUACCCUCAGUUGUAUGAUGGACCUGAAGUUGUUUCCGAUAGAUUAUCAGGAAUGUCCUCUGACUAUCCAAAGCUACGCGUAUAUCGAAGAGAUUGUUAAUCUAACAUGGCAUGUUGAUCCACCUUCCUUCCCAAUAGGCUCCAACGAAGAGAUAAAGCUGAAUGACAUGACAAUCACCAGGACACGGUACGAGAAAUGCGCCGGUCCGUAUCCGAUGUUCCGCGGAUCAGCUCGCUGGAGUUGCAUCAGAGCAUUCAUUGUCAUGAAGCGGCUAGUCCUUUUCCACAUUAUCCAGACGUAUGUUCCAACAGGCAUGCUCGUGUUGAUUUCCUGGAUGUCUUUCUGGCUGGAUCCCCGAGCGUCUCCAGCGCGAAUUACUCUCACAAUUACAAGUUUGCUCACUCUUACUACAAUGAGUAAUGGCGCUCGACAAGACCUUCCACAGGUCUCAUAUAUCAAAGCGUUGGACAUUUGGUUGACAUUUUCGCAAGCACUGAUAUUUUUAGUGCUGCUAGAGUACUCAUUUGUUAGUUUCUACGUAACUAGACGGGUAUUCGACUGCUCUCACCGUACACUCCAUUUCACUUCGGAGGGCACCCCCGUUAACAACAACCAUAAGCCAACGGAGGGCGAACGGGUCAGGUUGGAUGAUGCAAUAGAAUCAUAUCCAUUUGCUCGUGAUGAAUCGCCACCUCCUGCACCAAGACUUGAAAAUGGUAGAGCAAAAUCGGGAUAUUCACUUACCAAAGGCCUUACGGCGUGUAUGAACCACACAGCGCUAUGUGGAGCCGCUGUGUUAGGGGAGAACACUCGAAUGUGGCUAGAAAGUGAGGCUGAACAUACCGCUUUAAUGUCGGCAACUCCGCACGCAACCGCUCACAUUUAUAGCAAAUAUGAUUUCACAAAGCCCUGCCAGAAGUGUGCAAUUGAAAAUGAACUCAAAGCAAGAAAAAUUGACCGAUACAGUCGGUGGGUAUUCCCCACCACCUUCUCGGUGUUCUGUGUCUGCUACUGGCUAUACUUCUCUUUUCGACGCACAUGA